AGAGCCCAUAGGGAGUAACGUUACUUCAUCAUGGCAGGCAAUAAGUUGGCAUUAGAGGGAAAAAUAAGUAUUAUAAGCUUUCUUUUAGGGCUUGGCGUUGUUAUAAUUCCCAUUAUUAGAACAUUCGUUGGACACCUUGACUGGGUAUUCGACUAUCUCACUGGAGUGAGGGGGAAAAUAGCUAUUGCGGUGUACAUCGCUGUUCUCAAUGGCUUCUUGCUAAUCAUAUAUAAGGGACCUCUAUAUAAGGUUGCUGUGCGAGCCUGCUUCCUUGGUUUUACUUUUGGGUGUGGCUUGAUCAUAAGCUUUUCACAAACUACAUGGACACACUUUGGCUGGUACAUGUGUUCCAUGUCUUUCUUCCACUACUCUGAGUACUUGGUGACGGCCAUCAUUAACCCCCACAGCCUGUCUCUGGACUCAUUCCUACUCAACCACAGUGUGGAGUACACCGUGGCUGCCGUCUCCUCAUGGGUGGAGUUCACUAUAGAGAAGCUCUCUAUCCCAGAGCUGAAGCAGCUGAGCUGGCUCAGCCUGGUGGGCCUGGUGAUGGUGCUGUGUGGGGACUUCCUGCGUAAGUCUGCCAUGCUGACGGCUGGCUCUAACUUUAACCACAUCGUCCAGAACGAGAAGGCCCAGAGCCACGUGCUGGUCACCGAUGGGGUCUAUGCCUUUUUCAGACACCCGUCCUACGUGGGCUGGUUCUACUGGAGCAUUGGCACACAGGUGAUGCUGUGCAACCCUGUCUGCAUCGCGGGCUACACCAUGGCCAGUUGGCGCUUCUUCCGUGAACGGAUUGAGGAGGAGGAGCUCUCUCUCCUCCAUUUCUUUGGAGAGGACUACCUGGAAUACAAGAAGAAGGUGGGCACCGGCCUGCCCUUUAUUUCAGGCAUCCGCAUCAACAGCUCCUAGGUGUGAGAGAUGGGGUCCUGGAUGUAUGAACAUGGCAGACAGACAGGCACUGUGAGGGGCAGCCCUGGUCAGCAUACUGUGGAUUAGCUCUUGUGGUCGCCCGCCCUGGGGGGGGGGUGUCUAGAGCUCACGGAGACUGACACCUACGAGCGUGGUAAAGGGCUCCCCAAAAACCUGGGUAGACGGACUCACUCAAAAAGAAACGACACCCCCCAAUGUUGUAUAUCUAUUGCACACAUCCAACCGCCUCUUUGGUUUGGUUAGUUUGACUACUAAGAGUUUUUUUUUAUUUUAUUUUUUUCCUCCAUCUCCAAUGUUUCCCUUUUCUGUGUUUUCCAUAGGGAGGAGUUGAGUUUCUUCAGUGGAUGCUGAAUGUAUUUUUAGCUUGUUACUGAAUCAAAGUGCAGUAAUGAGCCUGGUCGAGUGUCUGCUAUUCCUUGUUUGUCUGGCUUAUCACGAAGUCAUCAUUAUUAGGUCUCAGCGUUUACAACAAUAGUUUUACACAAGAUUAGGGAUGCACAAUUUCAACUGCCCUCGUACAUAUUCUUUCCCAGUAGGUAAAUCUGCGCUAAGAAGCAUUUAUUUAUGUGUGACUGUUGUACAUUUACAAAAAUUUCCCAAAAUGGCGGCAAAGUGGUUGCUUGCAACAUGGUCUUUGCCCCAUAAGUUAAUGAACUUUUCAUAAAUUAUAAAAUGCCUUUUGAUGGUAAUCAAAUGUCAAUAUGCCAUGAGAAAAUAUUGGUUAUAGAUAACAGCCCAGAAUUUCUAUACUGAUGCAUCCUUACCCAAAAUUAUUUAUUUUAAAUGUGUUGGAACCGGUUCAGGGAACAAAACUGGAAAAUAAAAUUAAGGAACUGAAUCGGGAACGAAAGCGAUCCAUACUGUUCCGGAACAGAACCGUUAUUUUAAACGCAUGCAAACCGGUUAACGUUCUAGCCAUUUUUUUCUCGUCCCACAAAAGAAACGCAACAAAGGGCAUGUGCAAAGCCCUCUGUCACUCAAACUUAUUCCAGCGUCUGCCUGCAAACUGAAAAUCUUUGCCUGUGCAUGUUUAGGCUACCCGCCCCUCCCCCAUCUGAAGCAUAGGCUACUGUACUGAACUUAGAAGCAUGAGAAGAUAGGGAGAGAUCUUUUUAAUUAGAAGUGGAUUAACUUUUUCAAUGCUAGUUAAGGAUACUAUAGGCCUAGUUGAGUUUUAGAUUGGAUUUGUUAACUACAAAAAGGUAAACUGUGUGUUUAAUUCUGGUGCUGCUCUUCACACAAGCUUGUGAGCUAGCUAGCUCAAAGCCUCUCCUAGGGAAAAUUCUGUGAACCUAAUUCAGAUAAUGCAUGUCUUGAGCAGGCCAGCGCUUCAAGCCUGCUCAACCCUCUCGCUCCCCCCUCCCACCCGUAAAAUGUAAGUAGCAUCUUGCGCCAUAGGCUACACUGGUCUGUCCAUCACGCAUGUAAACAACUAGCUUGCCUGCUUUAUCUGCACUGAUUGCUGAAGUCAUUUCAAUGAGCUAAAUGUAAAAAAAAAAAAAAAAAGUUUCACAGGUUUAAAACAGGUUCAGAAAUGUAUUUUGCUGAUCGGAACUAUGGAAUGGAAGAAAUUAUUUUUUUUGAGAAAGAAACUUUGGUUCCAACCCCUGAUUUUAAAUUCACAUAUCCCAUGUCCACUCAGGAUCAAAAGGCUGUACAAUCAGAAAUCCUUUGCUAAUUUGACAACCUGAGCAAGUUGCAGCCUGGUUCUCGGAUUUCUCCAAUCGGUUCGGCGUAAUAAGUCAAACAUCUACUUUGUAAGUCAUUUAAAACAUUAGGAACACUGACAAUCCGUUCACUGUUCUAUUCCAGUCUGCUGUAAGUCUUAAAAUGUCCCCUGGGUAUAGACUACGAAUCAGGGGUGUUCUUCCAUAGGGUUUUUAGUAAUAGGGGCACUCACUAAUAGUCAUCUUUAAAAUGCAUUCACUCUCUCUACCCCCACUUGAUCAUCACUCCAUCUAUUUAUUUGUUCUGUGUGCUUGUCUCCUCAUGCUCACUGUAUAUUAAAACCAACCAAAAGAUGCAUUCCUAUGGCUAAGGGGUUCAGAGAGCUACACCCAAUAUGGCUUCCUUCUGAACUACCGCAGCUUGUCUCAGGUGAAAGGUCGCCUCAGCCCUCCACUCUGUAUGCCCAGACUGUAUGGAGUGCAAGAGGAGUAUGUCUGUGAGUGAAAGAGAAUUUGUGAAAUUAGAACAGUCAAAAGCACUUAACUGUUGUGCAAGAUGAGUGUGUGUGAGUUAAUUUCUGAAAUUAGGACAGUCUAGAGCACUGUAAAGGAAUACAGAUGAGAUUCUGUUUGAAUAAAUAUAAGAGCACAUUCAGUUGGCUGCAGACAUAUGAUAGUUUGCUGCUCAAAGCAUGAUACAGCUGAGCUGAAGGUGGAAAAAGCCAGUUGUGUUGCACUACAGUAUAACAAUACUACAGUUUAUUACAGGUAAAUAAAAAAUGUAUCAUGCAGAGGGUGUACUUAUCUAACUCUUGGUUGAUAACUUUUUUUCACUUUACUGACAUUUUCUGAAUUGAAUGAACACCAUUGUCCUGUCAAAUAAAAUCAAAAGUUUAUCCUAAGAAAA
This is a messenger RNA of Oncorhynchus masou masou (cherry salmon), 3507 nucleotides long. Its product is annotated as protein-S-isoprenylcysteine O-methyltransferase-like. NCBI's taxonomy places the organism in Eukaryota, Metazoa, Chordata, Actinopteri, Salmoniformes, Salmonidae. Gene Ontology annotation, cellular component: endoplasmic reticulum; membrane. Gene Ontology annotation, molecular function: protein C-terminal S-isoprenylcysteine carboxyl O-methyltransferase activity. Gene Ontology annotation, biological process: C-terminal protein methylation. The transcript has 5 exons. The record is from RefSeq and is a predicted model, not a curated record. Bases 31 to 912 code for a protein of 293 amino acids.